GGGACGGCCGGCAGGAGCUGGGACCCCAGUGGAGAUCUUUCUACCCAGACAGCCCGGACCAUGUGACACUGACCAGGCACUGUAUAAAGUACAAGAAAUCAAAAGGGGCAAAAUUUUCCUGUCCUAAAGAAGCUUACAUUCUAAUGGAAAAGACAACAUAUAAAUAGAUUGGCACCCUUGGCAUCCAAUAUAAGGAAUCAGCCCUGAUGGAGGAUGAAGGGCCUCCUCGUAGAGCUUCUACUCCAACUCCUGCUCUGGAGGAACUCCAUAUCUUUCCAAUAUCCCUUAUGAAGAAUAUUCCUGGUUCAGAACCUGAAGAAGCAGAGACAGAAGACUCUGCCUGGCAAUGGACUGAGGAUGAUGAUGUCUUUGAGGUUCAAAAGAGAGAUCAGAGUAAUCAGAGCACAACUGAAGAGAUACCACGUAUUCUUUCCCAGGAAGAUUUUCCAGCUUUGGAGCCUGACAAUGGAGAUAUUAUAACUGCAAGUUCACGAAUCCAGAGACCUUCAAGGCUAGUGUCCCAAGGCCUCCAAGAGGGACAUACACCUUUGAUUUCCACAGAGAGCUCUGUCUGCCCCACUGUGGCUGCUAGCCUCGACAUUGGCCCCAACCCCAAUGAAAUAAGGAGCAAGGUUGUAGUAGGAUCUUGGCCAAAAUUCCCUAACCCUCUGACAGAAAAAGAAAGAUCAGAAGCCAGUGAAACAGUAAAGAAAGGAAUCUUUCUUCCCUCCUCCAUUGAAGCUAGACCCCAUUCUCCUCUUGAAGAACCCAACAGUCUGAUCUGUGAUGCAGAAAGAAGAGCUGCCCAGCAAGAGGGGGAGCCUCAAGAGAGGAAGGAAAAAGGAGAGCAAGAAGGGCUGUUACAUCAGAAACAAGAGGAGACCCAGGAUCCAGGGAAACAGGGGAAGCAGGAAGAGAGGGAACUAGAAGAUCAGGGGAAGCUGGAGUGUUUUGAUGGACUUUCAGGAAAGCAGGAACUGGAAACAGCAACAUGUAUUCAAAAACAAAGAGAAGAACAAGGACAAGAAGGUAAAGGACAGGUUGAUUUGGUUCUGAAGGGAAAAAAAGAAGGAGAAACAUUUAAUAGGGAGGUAGAAGAUCAAAAUCACAGGGAAGGAUACCCAGGAGAUAAGAAUGUGGAAAAGCAGGAUCAUGGGAAAGUAGAAGGGCAGAAAAAUCAAGCAAGUGGAUUGGUGAAUGAACAAAAAAAGGCAGAUCAUUAUAAUAAGAAUCAAGAGAAACAGGGGGAGAUAACGCAGGAGAGUAAGGAAAAACAAGACACUGUAAAAGAGCCAUGGAAGCUAGAGGAGAGAGCUGAGGAAGAACAGGAGACUGUCACUAGAGAAACAUUGGAAGCUGAGGGAGUGGUAAGGAGAAACAAGAAUGAAGAAAUUCAGAAGCAUUAUAUUCCCUUCCCAUUGACCCAAAUUGUCCCAGGCACCAAUAUUUCAUGGGGUUCUUUCCCAAGAGAUCCUGUUUCCACAAGAUCUGAGACUCAAGAAGAGAUGAAAACUGAGUCUUCUAGAGUUCAACUCUCCAUGUCCUCUUCCUGCCCAGACUCUGCUCCAAGGCCUGGACAGGGAUCAUCAGGAUCUUUCCAGUCCAUCCCUCCUCCGAGUCUUUCCAGAGAGGAUUCUGAGAAAGAAGAAGAGCAAAAUGGCUGGGAGGAAGAGUACAGUGUAGUAGACAGAACCAUGCCUAGCUUGGGGAAGAAACCAACACCUCCAAGGCCAAUUGCCAUAGCUCAUAGAACAGAGACUUCAAUGCCUUUCAGUUCCAUUAAGAUGGAUCCCAACACAACCACCUCAUCAGAUUCCUGCCCCCCUACUUUCUCUCCUACAAGAGAUUCUUCACCCCUGUCCUCUCUACCAGUACUCUCUAGAUCAUUUUCCUUUGAUAAAGAAUUCUCUAUUCACCACUGGGACUCUGAUGCUGCCUUAAACAUUCUCCACACAUCCUCCCUUGAAGAGGCUCCUUGGGUACCACCUGCCAAAUCUGAGUGGGCCAGUGCCCUAACCCUCCCAGAAUCCUCUCAGGAAACUAUCCAAUACCAUGGGAGUAACUCUGCGCCAAGUUCCUAUGGGGCAGGGCAGCCUCAGUAUCUGGCCCAGAAUCCAACCUCUUUCCAUCAUUCAGAACUGGCUCACAGACUCUCUGAACCUGCCAUCCACAGUGUUGACAUCUUAAGAAGGGAGGAGCAGGCUAGGCCAGAACCCUCCUCUGACCCUUCCUCCUUGAAUCAACUUCAAGAAUUUACCCAAAAUUUACAAAGACCUGGUGCUACCCAAAGCCCGACUCGAUAUCUAUCAAAAAAGGAACCCUUCCUCUCAGAGGGACUUAUCCAUGGCUCGCCUCCUUCCUCAUCCAUGGUGGAAAUGGGAUUACAUGAACUGGUGCCCCCUCUCCCAGCACGGGAGCGACACAGUCAUCCUUUGCUGGUGCGACAUAGUAGCCAUCUUGCCAAACCCCCUGCCCCAAAACGGUAUAGCCACCCUCCCAUCUUUCCCUUAGCUCCAGUGCUACCUGGCUCCCCUGAAGGUCCUUCUAUCCCUGCUAAGACAAGACAGAACCGACCUCUACCUUCUACUCCAGUCCCAGACACUUCCCACCACACUCAGAGGUACAAUAAGCCAUUGCCCCCUACCCCAGUCAUGACCCCUCAUCACCCUCUCACAUCUACCAGAAAAAACAAACCACUUCCUCCCCUUCCCAUUUUGGAUACUGACACCAAGCCACCUCCACUGCCCCCAAAGGCUAAGUGGAGAAGCAGCAGUUCUCACGGGUCAAUUAUGGAUGCAGGAGAUCAAUUGAGGUCAAAACCUAGCUCCUCAAAGGUAUCUGGAGGGAACUGGGAAGUUCUUUCUUCUCUCCCUGCUGGACGUACCUCCUGGCCUCCAGAUAUGGACACACCAAUAGACUCCUUGACCUCUUCUGACAGGAAUAAAAGUGAGAUGACUUCUCCUCUGGCUUUCAGUAACAUGACUAACUUUCUUCUGGGGAGUCCUUCUUCCCCAACCCCUUCCAUGACCCAGGACCCACAGCAUUCUAUCCUGGGAGGAAUCCAGGAGGAACAUGGACAAUCAGAAGGGACUUUAAGGACUUUGAGCAGAGGAGCUUUUCAGGGGAAUAGCAAUGGGCCCCGGAGGUCAGAUCGAGGCCUGGUGCGGCAGUCAGGGAAACCCAGCCAUCCACCUUUGGAGAAAUCAUCCAGCUGGCCACACAGGAAAGAUCCUGGGAAAUUUUUGGAAAUGAGUGGCAGGCACUCAGAGAGUACUACUGAAGGGCAGAACAAGACCAAGGGAUGGAACCGGCAAGGCUUGCGCAGACCAUCUAUCUUCCCUGGGGAUGUCCUAGAUGGGGAAGGCCCCCCCAUGGAAAAACCUCCUUGUCCCUCAGAUACAAUUGUUUUUCGAGAGAAGAAACCAAGGGAAGUGAUGGGUAGUGUUACCAGGCGCUGCUCCAAGUUCAUCAAUUCCUCCCAUCUGCUUUACCAGGAAUAUAGUGAUGUGGCUCUAAACAAGGAGAUACAAAGCCAACAGAGACUAGACAGCCUGAUUGAAGGAUCCAGCCCAGCUUCACCCCGACAGCCCCGAAAGUCAGUAAACACAGACUCUUAUCUUCAGCGCCUCUCUAUUGCUUCCAGUGCCUCUUUAUGGCAGGACAUCCCCCGAGUACGCAAUAGCACCAUACUGCUCUCUAUGACUCAUGAGAACCAAAAGCUGCAGGAGGCCAAAUUUGAACUUAUCAUGUCAGAAGCUUCCUAUCUGCGAAGUCUUCAUGUGGCUGUAGACCAUUUCCAGCUUUCAUCACCACUCCGGAAUACAAUGUCUAACCAGGACCACCAUUGGCUCUUUUCUCGUCUACAAGAUGUGCGGGAUGUCAGCACCAUGUUUCUCUCGGACCUGGAAGAGAACUUCGAGCAUGACAUCUUUACCUUCCAUGUUUGUGAUGUGGUCCUGACCCAUGCACCUGCUUUCCGGCGUGUCUACCUACCUUAUGUCACCAACCAGACUUAUCAGGAGCGCACUUUUCAACGUCUUCUGAGCAGCAACAGUAAUUUCCGGGAAGUCCUGGAUAAGCUAGAAAGUGACCCUAUCUGCCAGCGCCUUUCCCUAAAGUCCUUUCUCAUACUGCCUUUCCAGCGUAUCACCCGCCUCAAACUGCUGCUCCAGAAUAUUCUUAAGAGGACACAGCCUGGCUCCCCAGAAGAAGCAGAGGCCACAAAAGCACACCAUGCCGUGGAAGAGCUCAUCCGAGACUGCAAUAACAAUGUCCAGAGGAUGCGACGGACAGAAGAACUGAUUUACCUAAGUCAGAAAAUUGAGUUUGAAUGCAAAAUUUUCCCAUUGAUCUCACAGUCACGAUGGUUGGUGAAGAGUGGGGAGCUAACAGUACUUGAGUCCACUGUGUCACCUGGGCUACGGAGGAAACUGGCCACUCGACCUGUCCACUUGCAUCUCUUCAAUGACUGCCUGUUGUUAUCACGACCUAGAGAGGGCAACCGCUUCCUGGUAUUUGACCAUGCCCCUUUUUCCUCUGUACGUGGAGAGAAGUGUGAAAUGAAGCUGCAUGGACCACACAAGAACUUCUUCCGUCUCUUUCUCCGGCACAACACACAGGGCACCCAGGCUGAAUUCCUCUUUUGCACAGAGACUCAGAGUGAAAAGCUUCGCUGGAUCUCAGCUUUAGCUCCUCCAAGAGAGGAAUUGGACCUCUUGGAAUGUCAUGACUCUCCACAGGUUCAGUGUCUACGUUCUUAUAAACCUCGAGAGAAUGAUGAGUUGGCCCUGGAGAAAGCAGAUGUGGUGAUGGUGACUCAGCAGAGUAGCGAUGGUUGGCUGGAGGGUAUGAGGCUGUCAGAUGCGGAGAGGGGCUGGUUCCCUUUGUCACAUGUGGAGUUCAUCACCAACCCUGAUGUUCGAAAGCGGAACCUGUCAGAGGCACAUAGAGUCAAGACUGCCAAACUACAAUUAGUCGGACGCCAAAGAUAACUCCUAAACAAGGGCAUCUCCUUGGGCCCAUGGACAUAAUAUUGCUACAGAAGGGAGCUGUCAUCUGCAGCUCUGUAACAGAACCUCUCAAAGUCUGAAAGCAAGAAUCAGCAAGACUGGACAUAGGCUUCGAACUUUACACUCAUUGCCCAUUGGUGUGUGUGCAAGCAUGUGUGUGUGCGUGUGUAUGUGCGUGUAUGCAUAUGUGUGCUCACUCUGCAUGCAUACACACAAUAAGGAUAUAAGACAGAGGAAUUUGGGGUGCAGCCAUUUCUUUAAGGAAAUGUAACCUUUGGGGGGAUCUAUACUGGAGCCUGAGCCAAGGGGCUCUACUUAAAUGAAAUUUAUUGGUUCCUAUGCUUCCAGGUUGAUAAUUUGGAGCUAGAGUUUCAAAUACUUGGUUCCAAACUUUAUCACUUCUUUAGCAUUCCUUUCCUUUAGGAACCAGCAUUAUUGGGAAGGAGAUUAAGGUGCCUCUAGGGAAGUUGGAUGUGGCUAUGGAAAUGUGAGGGUGAUAGUCUCUCACUCUAAUAAACUUGGCACUUUGAAUUUUUUCUUCCCAGACUCCUCAGCACUGAGCAUUGUUCAUCACUUGGCUGGACUUCAAGGAGGAAUCCAGGCUCAGCUAGGUUUGGGUCCAUGAAGAGCUGUAUGUAGGUAGUGGGCGUAGAUUGUUGUGGCAGCUGUUGGUUCUUGCCUUGCUGCCACUCCCCCAGGAUUUGGGGUGAUUCUCUCUUAGCUAUGGCCUCAGGAAUGUAGUUAUUUCUUGAUUCCAUGCCUUUUCCGGUAAUGAGUUAUAUCAGCAAUACACCAGGUCUUCUUCUUGAGCAUACCUGUAACUUAAGAUGAGGAGGGUUUUGCUGUAGUAUAACAGAAUUUCUUAUUGGGAUAGGAAUUCAAUGAUCCUUCAAUUCACUCUUCCACGAAAGAUGAAUUAUCUUUAUAGGAUGAAUGAAUCAAAAAUAUUUAAGUACCGACUACAUGCUGAGCACUGUGUCCAGAGCUGGGGAUACAGAUAUAAAAACAAGAUUCCCUACUCUCACAGAGCUUACAUUUUCAUGGGGUGGGAUGGAUAACACAUAGUAGCCAGUGAAGGAAGUGAUGGUGAGAAAAACAGUAGUGCAAUCUAUUGACUUGUCCUUUCUGGAGGCAAUCACAGUGUUAAUUUGAUUACUGUUCUUGGAGCAAGUGGUGGUAAAAGGGGUGAGGGUAGUAAAGAGGGUAUAUACAGUGGUAAAUUGCUGAAUUAAAGAUGGCCCAAAUGAAAAUGAAGACAUGUCCCCAAUGUCUAGAAUUGAGAGACUUAGCUCCUCUCAGUUAUGAUUUCUAGUCAUCUGUUUGGAGGAUAGAGCAGCAGUAGUAGCAGGAAAUAAAAUGUCUUCACAAGAAGCCAUCCAGUUUCUUGAAGACUUUGAAUGACAGUAAAUAACAUUUAUUAAAGUAGGCUAUUUGAUAGGAUGCACAGAUUUCUGUUUGAGAUUUUAGCAAACAUGUUCUGUAUUUACCUAAUCAAUAAUAUUUAUUACUUUAUAAACAUUAUGCAAAUAUUUCUCUAAUAUUUCCACCUGGACAUAAAAAGAAUACUGGAUCAAAAGGAAGUCUGGCUUCAGUCUUGUGUGACCUCAAAUUAUUUAAUGUCUUUGGGCCUCAGUUCCCUCAAAGAUAAAGGAAACGUGUUGAUUUAGUAGGAAGAAUGAGAUACUGAAGGAAAUGUAGACAAAAGAGGUAGGAGGAAGCAAACAUCAUGUUUCACAUAGGAGGAUUCACUGGAAAUACCUGCACCAGGGAACUAAAUGAGGGGAAUGGAAAUCUUGAUUGUAUAAGGAUUUGUAUCAGGAAGAAGCUGCAUUUAAUCAUGUUAUUUAGGAGAGUUAGUGGGAAUAAAACAUUAUCACAGAUCAAGAAAAUUGGAAAGAAAUUCAAAGAUCAUAAAGCUCAAACUCCUCAUUUUUCAGAUAGCAAAACAAAGGCAUGGGAAAGUUCACUGAUUUGGUCACAUAGGUAGUAAGCAAAAGAUGCAGGAUAUAAACCCAGCCCCUCUGACUCCAGAUUCCAUGCUACUAUUUCCACUGUAUCCCAUUUUCUCCCUGUCAGACUGGCUAUUCCUGGUGAUUAGAAUGUAGAGAGAUGGGUUAUUACAAGCAGAAUUUCCAUUUCCAACUAGGGGAGAGGUAGUGGGAAUUCCCUAGAAUUGCAAUGUAGGUGUUUCUCCCAUUUUGCCUUUGUUGUGUUACAUGUACAUGGCCAGGUGGGAGAUGGAAUGAGGAGGGGUCAGUUCUUAAAUGCCAAGGGUCAUGGUUUAUAUUACCCUAAAGUGCAUACAUGAUGUAUCCUAGGAUGGGAAGAAUAAAAAUAAACAAAGUUCAAUUCCCAGA
This is a messenger RNA of Antechinus flavipes (yellow-footed antechinus), 7366 nucleotides long. RefSeq names its product Rho guanine nucleotide exchange factor 5 (gene ARHGEF5). Bases 207 to 4991 code for a protein of 1594 amino acids. Gene Ontology annotation, biological process: activation of GTPase activity; intracellular signal transduction. The record is from RefSeq and is a predicted model, not a curated record. NCBI's taxonomy places the organism in Eukaryota, Metazoa, Chordata, Mammalia, Dasyuromorphia, Dasyuridae. The transcript has 16 exons. Gene Ontology annotation, cellular component: cytoplasm; nucleus. Gene Ontology annotation, molecular function: guanyl-nucleotide exchange factor activity; protein binding.